Adineta steineri is the source of this 1293-nucleotide messenger RNA. The record is from the annotation of a GenBank genome assembly. NCBI's taxonomy places the organism in Eukaryota, Metazoa, Rotifera, Eurotatoria, Adinetida, Adinetidae.
AUGGACAAUAAAAAAAAGAAAAGCGGAAUCCAAAUAUUUUUCGAUUGUGCUCAACUUGUAAUUGCAUUAUUUAUUCCAUUGGCUAUAAUUGCUUAUACUGUCAUGCAAAAUAAUACUGAGAUAUCAAUUGCACAAGAAAAUCGCAAACAAGAUUUGAAAAUAGCUGAUGAACGUCAUGAACAAGAAAUUAUCUUAUCCACAGACGAACAAGAAGAAGCAGCUUUGGUUCGUUAUUUUGAUUCAUUAGGUAAAUUAUUAGAAAAGGAUAUGAAACUAAUGAAUCGAACUAGUAUUGCUCGAUUUAAGACAUUAACAGCUUUGGCACAAUUGAAAUCAAAACGAAAAGGUUAUCUUAUUCGAGCAUUAAUCGAGAAUAAAUUAAUUACUAUGAAUUAUGGUGAAGAUUUAAUUAUCGAUUUAUCUUUGGCUGAUUUAACAGGUCUUGAUUUAAGCACGAAUAUGCUUGUAAAAAAGGAAAUAACGUGUGCUAACUUCAAUCAAACCACAUUAAUAAAUGCAUCCUUUCGAGGCGUGACAUUAACUGGUAUAACAUUUGCACAGUCUAUUUUGAUCAAUAGUGAUUUCUCCUUGUCUUCUGCUAAUAUGUAUUCGUGUGGUGACAGCACUAGCUUUCGUACUAAUUUUAUGGAUACGAUUUUGGAUAAUUCUACUUUUGAUGGUGCAAAACACAUAAAAAGCUCAUUCGAUAAAUCUUCACUCAAUCAUGUUCGAAUGCGCCGGUUCAAAUGUACUGAUUGUAUAUUUACAAAAGCAAAAAUGUACUCAGCAGAUCUAAGUGAUGCUACGUUUCAAUCGGAGUUGGGUUCAAGAUCAAGAUUUUACUAUCAGAAGAUGCGUAUAUUCUCUACUCUUCUAUACAGAGCUAAAUUCUUCAAUAUAAACUUUGCUCAGACGGAACUAACAAUGGUAAACGCAACAAUGGCAACCUUCAAUAAUUGUGAUUUUUCAGUGACUGUGUUCAAGAACAAUUCUUUCAUUCAAACCACCAUUUACAAUUCACCUUUUUUUCGAGCUUCUUUAAAACAAUCAUCAUGGUAUAAAGCAAAGAUUAGUUAUACUUCUUUCUUCGAGACUGAUAUGACCGAUAUUAAUUUUAUCGAUAGUGAAUGUCAUUAUUGUCACUUUAAUCAGACUCUAUUAAAAGGUGCAAACUUUACAAAUUCAUCACUUGAUGGAAGUGAUUUUAGCCAAGCUAAUAUUACUUAUCAAGAAUUAAUCGUUGCUCGAUCUCUUCAAAAUGUUAUUUUACCUAAUGGAACUAUUUUUCAAUAA